AUGCUGAAGCAAGGACACUAUACCAUCACUAGUACGCCUUUUUACGCUGUGACACCGCUCCUGCUACUGUGCCUGCUCUACCCUGUCCACUCUUGGCACGGCGGCGGCGGUGGUGGCGGCGGCGGAGAUGUCAUGAUGUACGACUCCUGGCAGGGUUCCUCUUCCUCGGACUACGACCAGUACGACGACGGUGGAGCUGGAGGUGGAGGUGGCGGCGGCGGAGGCGGCGGUGGUUUCCCUAUCGACAUGCUCGGUGCUGACAUUGGCGUCGGCAACAUCAUCGACGUGGUCGAAUCCAUCGGCGUGAACGAAGCCACGGGAGUUGACACAACGAUCGGCGGAAGCAGCGGGUCCGACGUGACCAUCGAAGGCGGUAAUGGGGGCAAAGAAGUGAUGGUCGAUAAACCUCCUACACCGGCCAAGCCAAUUUCGAUUUCUCCACCGCCGGCCCUGCCGGAACCGCCGGCACCACCGUCGCCUCCACCGACUCGACCUGUGGGUUACGGCGGUAAAAGGCCACCGCCCAAGAAGACCAGUUCAUACGGCGGACCCGGAGUGAACAUUGUCGGCGACGACGAAGUGUCGGGCGUCGUUGAUCCCCGGGGAUCGCAGUCGACAGUAGGAGUGGCAAGUUUCGGGGGAGAGGUAUCGGACGUCGAAGACCUGACUCUUGUCACCAAGGCUAUCGAAGAAACCGCUGGGAAAUCACCCGGAGACAUCUACGAAGAUGCCGACUUCCCAGACCCGGCGCCAUCCUAUGGCGGAUCCUCGAGAGGAGGCGGAGACAUCAUCAAGGGAGCCGAAGACAUCUACCCGGAUCCAAUCUAUGGGAGAGCAGCGGCCGUGGCUCAGACACACGCGAGCAUCAAGGCUAAGCCUUCGAGGUUAACGCCCAGUGCGGGUAGACUGAGGAUCCGCACUUUCCCUCUCGAUAAAAAGUCCCUGUCUCUCGCAGUCCGAGAUCCACUGCGCGCCAUCACCGAGGUGGAAGGCGGCAGUCGGCCUCGUCAGCGGCACGGUAACAGCGCGGUAGCAGUCCAGAAGGUCAAGUCUUCAAAUCAGGGUUCCAAGAACUCAGCCGAGUGGAAGACGGUGGGCACGUUCCCGUCUCAAGCAGCGGCACAGCCCAAGGGUGCCGUCGGCGUCUCUGGACGCUGGCCUUCCACCGUGGACAACCGGGCCAAGGGAGAUUUUAUGGACGUGACGCCGGUGGUCCUCCACUUGUCCCUCGGCGGUGCUCCGGCCCUCAGGAACGGGGAGAGCCAGGGCAGGAGACCCAAGUGGAUCCGAUCCAUCAUGCUGAUCCCGACCAAGGCCAUGGAGAUGGCCAUGCCCAUGCCGAUGCCUGGAAGACUCAGGAUCCACACGGGGAAACGGACGGUGAACCCCUGAUUUGUCAAGCAGUCUUCAUCGUAACGUCGUGCACGCGCAUCAAGACCUUCGAACAAUCUGGUCGUUGCAAGGAAAGUGCGAGAACGCUUGUUCCGGAUUGCGUUCAAGAGGAUCCCUCAAGUUUCCAUUAGCGUUCCUCUAAGACAUCGUUUGUUUUCUUUAUGAGCCUUUCUGCUUCCAUCGGUCUUUGAGUGUCCUAAUAGUGUUGGAUAUUAGAUUACUUUUUUUCUCAGUUCAUUUUGUUGGUUUUGUUGGAAAUAACUCGGAAUAGAAUGCAAAGAAGAGGUGUUAAGCUCGUAUCUUUCACAUCGUUCAACGAAUCACCGCAGUGUUUUGCCAGUUUACUCGCCUUUCCUUGUGUCUUCCUCUCAGUUUCUAAUGCCUUGCUCUGUCUCAAUUUUAUGUGCUGGUACUUAGCGGUUGGCCAGCACAAAGUCAUUUUGCUUGUAAAACGCUGUGAGGUGAAUAGAAAUAAAGGGUGCUGCAUGCUUGUUCUGAAAUCGCGCUUGCAGCAUAUGGCACGUUU
Ixodes scapularis (black-legged tick) is the source of this 1918-nucleotide messenger RNA. Its product is annotated as pro-resilin-like. The record is from RefSeq and is a predicted model, not a curated record. The coding region runs from base 1 to 1392 and encodes 463 amino acids. The transcript has 3 exons. NCBI's taxonomy places the organism in Eukaryota, Metazoa, Arthropoda, Arachnida, Ixodida, Ixodidae.